AAUUUUCCUAUUUUAUCUAUAUUAGCUAGAAGGUAUCUAGCUAUUCUUAGUACUUCUACUCUAGUAGAGAGGGUUUUCUCAGUUAUAAGUAAUAUUAUUAGUAAAAACCAGAAUAGGCUUCAGCCUAUUAUAGUUAAAUAG
Colletotrichum gloeosporioides is the source of this 141-nucleotide messenger RNA. RefSeq lists its product as uncharacterized. The annotation marks the transcript as partial. The record is from RefSeq and is a predicted model, not a curated record. Gene Ontology annotation, molecular function: protein dimerization activity. The transcript has a single exon. Lineage: Eukaryota; Fungi; Ascomycota; Sordariomycetes; Glomerellales; Glomerellaceae.